AUGCAUUCCAGGCGCGCUUUCCAGAUAUUGAAACACCCCGGCACGAGGUCUUUGACUGUGCCCAUGACGUCUCUCGUUGCGCGAACUGGUGCUGCUCGAGUCUCCACUCCUGCAACUUCGGCUGCUUGUCGUACAAACACUUCCUCUGGUUUUGUUACCGUUCCUUGGCAAGUCCUUGGCCCUCGUUUGAAGGGAAGAUCGCACGACUUCCAUUCGUUGAAGGUCUCCUCUCGAGCUCCGGUUUCGGCGGCAGGGGGUUAUUCUCUUACUGAGAGCAGCGAAGACCUGAGCGGCACUAGGAAGAGCAGCACGAUGUCUAGCCUUACGCUUGGUGAGGUGGUGCCGAAUCUUGAGUUCGACUCCACUGGAGGACGCAUGAAGCUGCACGAUUUCGUGGGCGACAGCUGGGCUGUGGUGUUCUCGCAUCCGGGCGACUUCACUCCCGUCUGCACCACGGAGCUAGGCAAGAUCGCGCUUCGGAGCGGGGAGUUCGAGCAGCGUGGAGUGAAGCUCAUUGGGCUCUCGUGCGACAGCGUGGAAGACCAUGUGGCUUGGAUCAAGGAUAUCGAGGCAUACACCCCAGGAGCCAAGGUCGCGUAUCCAAUAAUUGCUGAUCCAUCGCGUGAUCUGGCCCAGAAGCUUAACAUGCUCGACCCUGACCUGAAAGAUAGUAAUGGUCGGCCGCUCACCUCUCGUGCACUGCACAUCAUCGGCCCAGACAAGAAGCUGAAGCUGAGUUUCCUCUACCCUGGUUCUGUUGGCCGUAACUUUGACGAAGUGCUGCGAGCAAUAGACGCUCUCCAGCUUGCUGCAGAGCGCCAGAUAGCCACACCCUCAGACUGGAAGAAGGGUGACAAGGUGGUGGUCCCCCCCUCGCUUUCUGAGGAUGAGGCAGCCAAAAAGUUUCCAGGGCAUGAGACCGUUGAACUGCCUUCUGGCAAGAAGUACCUCCGUUUUACCGACUUGAAGAAGGCUGGCUGA
Molecule: messenger RNA, 981 nt
Organism: Closterium sp. Yama58-4
Lineage: Eukaryota; Viridiplantae; Streptophyta; Zygnematophyceae; Desmidiales; Closteriaceae
Source: the annotation of a GenBank genome assembly